Messenger RNA from Dunckerocampus dactyliophorus (ringed pipefish), 2536 nucleotides. It is a transcript of the gene mpv17l, whose product is annotated as MPV17 mitochondrial membrane protein like. The coding region runs from base 578 to 1201 and encodes 207 amino acids. The record is from RefSeq and is a predicted model, not a curated record. The transcript is spliced from 4 exons. Gene Ontology annotation, cellular component: cytoplasm; membrane. Lineage: Eukaryota; Metazoa; Chordata; Actinopteri; Syngnathiformes; Syngnathidae.
UUCGACGUAUUACAAAACAAAAAUGACGUGUGACGUGCACUUGAAGUUGUUGCCUUUGUAUUUGGUCUGUGACGUUGACCUUGAUGUUUUGGUAGUAGUAUUAUGUUAGACAUCAGUGUGUGUGUGUGCGCGCAAGAGAGAGAGAGAGAGUGCGUGCGUGUGCGCGCGCGUGCGUUGGUGUGUGUGUCACACUCUUGUGCAGGAAGGACACAGCUGCUGCACUCAUCAGAGGACAGUGUGCACGUCAGUCACCCUGUUGCACACACACACGCACGCAAUACACUAGUGCAGAUUAGUGUAGGAUUGGAGGCUGUCCUGCCACCUGACUGAGGAGGUUUGUGGCGCAGACUCAGAGCAAGUGGAGGCAAUCAUUAGGCUUCAUGUUCUACUUUGAGCCUCUUCUGCAACAGUUGCUGCUGUCAGCUGAUGGAUGUGGAUCCAUGGUGCUGAUUCCAUGCGGAGGGAACUUUACCCAGAGAGCCAUUACGUGUGACAGCACCACAUUAAUUCACAUGGAUUUGGAGUGAGCAGCGAGCUGGGCAUCUCUUCAAGGGAGGUGGAAGUGGGAGUGUCCAGGAUGAGGAGGGCCGUGCUGCGGGAGGCCGCCAAGCGCUUCCCCUGGCUGGCCAAUGUCACCCUUUACGGCUGCCUGUUUGCCGGCGGCGAUUUGGCGCACCAGCUGAUGGCGCACAAGGAGCGCUUGGACUGGCAGCACACGCGCAACGUGGCCGUGGUGGCCAUCACUUUCCACGGGAACUUCAAUUACUUCUGGAUGAGGGCCCUGGAGCGACGCUUCCCCGGGAAGUCUGCCGGGAUGCUGUUCCGCAAACUGCUGCUGGACCAAAGCUUUGCGUCUCCUCUGGCCACCAGUGUCUUCUACACCGGGGUCAGCUUCCUGGAGGGCAAAGAGGACAUCUUUGAGGACUGGCGGGAGAAGUUCUUCAACACGUGGAAGACUGGACUCAUGUACUGGCCUUUCAUGCAGUUCCUAAACUUUGCGCUGAUGCCACUGCACAUGCGGACGGCCUUCAUGGGCUGCUGCGCCUUCCUUUGGGCCACCUUCCUUUGCUUCUCCCGCCAGGACGGCGAUGGCACAGCCACCGUGGCCCUGGCCUUCAUCAUGGACCCCCGGAAGACUCUGGAGGACAUGCGUGAGGCCCGACUGGCCCGGAAGAGGAAAAGGAUGCAGAGAGAGAACUAGUACCAGGAGGGCCGCUGCAGGUUUUGAAUGUGUAAGUGGGUGCAAUACCCUCUGCUGCCACGAGAGGCGCCACGAGUGUGGCAAGAGUAAACGACUUCAGGUCAUGACUCAGGAGCACCUGUUGGUACAAGGCCAUGUCCAUAUGCACGCGGGUAUUUUUAAAAAGCUGUCAAAUGCUUUAACCUUGAAACAUAACACUCACAAAUAGAAAACGUUCAUAUUACACGAAACACAACAAAAAGCAAAAAUCACGAUUGUUGUUGUUUACAAGCAGACUACACAAAAUUUCCAUUUCCAAACUGUCAGUCGUUCAGAGAUCUACAAAUUGAGUUUGCAUGCUGCCAAAAGGUGAAAGAUGUACUGCUGCUGCACACAAGCUUCUCAGAGGCUAAGCAGCUAGCAUGUUUCUUUUGUUUUUAUCCACGAGUCACCAAAUUUUUUUGCUUUGUGAGACAAAAUGAAGCUGCUACGCGAAUGAUGGUGCCAAACAUAUGCACGACUAAGACUUAUUUUAUUGGAGUUAAACAUAACAAGCUCCACGAGAUGAGUCAAGUUCCUGCAGGCUGCUAGGCUCACUUCCCAGGUGUGGAUGUUAGCACAGAGCAGUUUUAGCAUCCCCCGCCUGAGCCUACCACACAGCUCCUCAGGUUUUAUACAGGGCUCGACAAUUCUACCAUACACCAUCUUGUGCCUUAUCUUAGUGACCUUUGACACACGUCUGGCUGACUCACCUCAGAUGAGGGAACAUGUUUGACUGUUUCUUGUGUUUUCUACCUCUGCAUUCUGCACACUGAACAUGAUUAGUUCAAACAAAGUGGUGUCUAGACGACAGGUAUGCAGCUCGUGUUUUGGAAACAAAAAUGUCUUUUCUGGGACGAUACGGUGACGCGGAGAGACUUUCAAGCAGGGGGCGUCCAUAGCAUCAACAACACGCACAUGCAACUGUGAUCAUUAAUGAGAAAUAAUUUUUGGGAAAUAAUGCUUCUUGCUGAAUGUUUCAUUGUUAGCACGUUAGCAUCAUGACCUGGCCGGUAACCUUUACAUAAAUAGCUUGAAUACAUCCUUAAACACUAAUUUAUUAAUUUUAUUAUUCAGUAAGUGUGUUGUGUCUCCUAGUUGGAAGCAAACAUCUCCAUCCUGUCCUAUUAUACUUGAAUGACAUCACAGCCAAGAUACCUUAUCAUGUACUCGAGCUAAAUAAACCUUCUGUCUGACUUUUGUUGUCUUAUUAGUGAUCUUUAGACACAUUCAAACAACUAAGUACUGUACUGAAGUCUUUUAUUUAUGGAUGCAGUCUUUAUACGUGUGAUAUUUUGUUUGUCCAAAAUAAAAAUG